AUGGUCGUCGGUUGGGGCGCAAUUCUCGACCAACAGGUCGAGGCGCAGAUCAACGGCAACGGCCUCGAGUUCAAGGGGAGGAUCCAAGUGUAUUCGGUUACCCGUGAUGACGAAUAUCUCGCUAUCAUCGAUUUACAGACUUCCGAUGAAAUUGAUACCCAUGCCCCCGAGCGUUUGCAGAUGGGAGCGAGAUUCGACGUCAGAUGGUACACUCCUGAUGCCCCUGUUCUCCCGUCUGGUGUUGUUAUGGACCUAGAGUCUUAUCCAGAUCUUCCUCCAGAUCUUCCUCCAGGUCUUUCUCCAGACCCUUCCGUGGAUAGAUGGUCAGCAACCGUCGUUUCAGCAGCCUCGUUCUGCCCGGUAAACUGCUGGAUGGUGAUCUUGCGUCGUCCUUCCGAGGAGACUCCGGGUGCCACCCAGCCCCGUGUGAUCACCCUUCCUCACGAUCAGACUAGCUUCACGGAGAAGAACGUCGAGUCAGAAGACUGGGAUGUCAUCAGUUACCAACUUCACCUGGGCACGAAACUUUACGACCGCUUCCUCAGUGUCAACAGAAAUUUGGUGGUCAAACCGGUCAACAAGCUCAUAAUGGACACACUGCUUGGCACCAACCCGAGCCUCCUGCCAAUCAGAAACGCCUUGACAGGAAUCCCCCAAAAGCACAUACAGCGAGUGCUAGAGAAAAUGCUCGUUUCCGAUGACAUGACCCUGCUCCUUGCAAACGUGAGCGCGAUGCAUGGUCCGCUGUACACUGUCGAAGGUCCCGUUGGCACUGGCAAAACCCAUGCAAUGUUAGCACUCGCCAUUAUGGACCUAGGUGGCGCUAACUUCAAGUACCCUGUGCACAGUCAAGACUUCAUCCAGGGCGAAUGGUGCUCACUGUUCACCAAUUGGCACAAAUCCAACCAGGGAGAAACCGAACCCAUCAAUGUGUACAACGAAAACACAAAGGAUUCUACCUUGUCGCUUCCGCUCGUACUUUAA
This is a messenger RNA of Penicillium angulare, 984 nucleotides long. RefSeq lists its product as uncharacterized. The coding region runs from base 1 to 984 and encodes 327 amino acids. The transcript has a single exon. The record is from RefSeq and is a predicted model, not a curated record. NCBI's taxonomy places the organism in Eukaryota, Fungi, Ascomycota, Eurotiomycetes, Eurotiales, Aspergillaceae.